CUCACCCUUUUCAUUACACACUUCAAAUUAACAAAGAUCAUCAGUCUAUACUACUUUCAAACACUUCAUAGAUGGCUUCUUCAAAUGAAUCCAACAUACUAAUUCUAAUUCCUCUUCUUGUUAGCUCCUUAAUGGGAAUGGUUGUCUUUGCUAAUGGUAACUUAAAUCAACACUUUGAUAUAACAUGGGGAGAUGGUCGUGCUAAGAUACUAAACAAUGGUGAGUUACUAACUCUAUCACUUGACAAAGCAUCUGGUUCAGGAUUCCAAUCAAAGAAUGAGUAUCUUUUCGGUAAAAUCGAUAUGCAACUUAAGCUUGUUCCAGGAAACUCAGCUGGCACUGUCACUGCCUAUUAUUUAUCUUCAAAAGGAGCAACUUGGGAUGAGAUAGACUAUGAAUUUCUAGGAAAUGUAAGUGGUGAACCAUACAUCCUUCACACUAAUGUUUUUAGCCAAGGGAAAGGAAAUAGGGAACAACAAUUCUAUCUAUGGUUUGACCCAACAGCUGAUUUUCACACUUACUCUAUCAUCUGGAACCCCCAGAGGAUUAUAUUCUCAGUUGAUGGGACUCCCAUUAGAGAGUUCAAGAACUCAGAGACUAUUGGUGUACCCUUCCCAAAGAAGCAGCCAAUGAGAAUAUAUUCAAGUUUGUGGAAUGCAGAUGACUGGGCAACAAGAGGUGGACUUGUUAAAACAGAUUGGACACAAGCUCCAUUCACAGCUUCCUACAGGAAUUUUAAUGCUGAGGCUUGCAUCUGGUCUUCUGGAGCAUCAUCUUGUGGCUCAAGUUCUGUGUCUGACGCUUCCGCCAAAGGUUCCUGGUUUUCACAGGAGCUGGAUGUUACAGGCCAAGGGAGGUUGAAAUGGGUGCAGAAGAAUUACAUGAUAUACAAUUACUGCAACGACACAAAACGAUUUCCACAGGGUUUACCACCAGAAUGCAACAUCUCUUAAAGAGGAAAACUAAGCAACCCCUUUUGUAAUAUUUUCUCAUUAUUAUCGGUACCAUUCCAGCAUUAGUUACCAGCUUAGUGAUUCUUUCAUUUGUUUCAAUCUUUGUCACCCACUAUGACAUCAUUUGUAGCCACUCAUCAGAUGUGUAAUAUUUUUUUAUAAUAAAAACAGAUUAUUUCAUUAUUACA
This is a messenger RNA of Cicer arietinum (chickpea), 1141 nucleotides long. RefSeq names its product xyloglucan endotransglucosylase protein 7-like. Lineage: Eukaryota; Viridiplantae; Streptophyta; Magnoliopsida; Fabales; Fabaceae. Gene Ontology annotation, cellular component: apoplast; cell wall. Gene Ontology annotation, molecular function: xyloglucan:xyloglucosyl transferase activity; hydrolase activity, hydrolyzing O-glycosyl compounds. Gene Ontology annotation, biological process: xyloglucan metabolic process; cell wall biogenesis. The record is from RefSeq and is a predicted model, not a curated record.